Aedes aegypti (yellow fever mosquito) is the source of this 1114-nucleotide messenger RNA. RefSeq lists its product as uncharacterized. NCBI's taxonomy places the organism in Eukaryota, Metazoa, Arthropoda, Insecta, Diptera, Culicidae. Bases 400 to 900 code for a protein of 166 amino acids. The record is from RefSeq and is a predicted model, not a curated record. The transcript is spliced from 2 exons.
UUGGUUAAGUAACAUACGUCAACACGUGCCUCGAUCAACAUUCUGUCAUCUCGGACAUCCAUCCUUCCAACGUUACCUAAGAAAUGUUUUUGUUUUGUAUGCAAAUAUGUCUACUUCUGCCAACAAACAUUGUGUAACGAAUCUGCAGUAACGAAUCACCACUCGAAUACUCGCAAAUACUGACAACUGAUAAUCAGCUUUCGCGACUAAAUACACGUCUUUCCUACCGGCCACGGAUGCCAUCAGUUGCAGAACAGUUAGUGAACGCCGAGGUCAACCACGGAAGUGCGUGCUUUUCCGAUUCUCGAGCUGCACCGGUCGACGGUUGUUAUGUUUAAGGUAGCUGACCGAAAGCCCAAACAACCGUAGAAUAGUUAGAAUGGCGCGCGACGAAAGCGGAUGCAAGCCGACCCUCGCGUCAAACAUGCGUCGUAUUCCGUGGAACGAGUUGCUGCUGAUCGGCGUCAGUCGGCGAUCGAUCAUCGGAAAAACAUGCGGCUGCUCGUAUCGGUGCUGUAUGUGACCCCGCUGUUGAUGACCGUUAGCUGUAGCAAAGUGUCCUGGCCGGCGCUGGAACAGGGGGACGAAUAUUUCGCUCCACUGAUGCAAUCGUUUUCCAAGUUUCCCUUUCACGACAUCUACGAAACGGCUCCGCUGCCUUCGGACCUGAUGAUGCCGGGUUCGCGUUUGCUCAAGAUGAAACCGAUGCGCGAAUGGACCCGGAAGACUGCGAAGGACCUGGAGGAAGGUAACGAGGACAAGACGUGUCGACUGUGCGGUUUGCUGUCGUCGAUUUUGGGCAACGGAGGAACAGGAGGGGAGCAGCGUCGGAAUGCCUCCAGGAAGCGAAUUCGACCGGCCAAGCUACGGAAGCUGAUGAAGCAUUGUAGGAAGAAUUGAUUUUCAAGGGGAAAUCUCGCGAAGAGGAAUAUAUUUAUUUUUAUUUUUAUAACUUGGUCAAGGGACUGUCAUUCUUGAUACAGUAGGAAGUUUUCAUCGUCCCUCUUUGUACUGCCUUUUAAAAUCUAACGAAAAUCGACUGACUGCAAAUACGCCGUUGUGACACUGAAGGCCAGAAAUACUUUUUUAUGUUUGUUUAUUGUAUAAAAAUAGC